Molecule: messenger RNA, 702 nt
Organism: Xenia sp. Carnegie-2017
Lineage: Eukaryota; Metazoa; Cnidaria; Anthozoa; Malacalcyonacea; Xeniidae
Exons: 3
Coding region: 52-702 (216 amino acids)
Source: RefSeq, a predicted model, not a curated record
UAACAAUUCUUUAUAUAUUGCUUUGAAAUUAAUAUAAAAAUUGUACGAAACAUGUCGACAUCUGAUUCUGAGUCGAGUACAGCAACAACAGCGGAAAAUAUUGAAUUGAACAGUCGGGAAUUCGAUUUAGAAGACGAAGAUCAAUCGUCAUCAAAUGCGCUCCGCAACACCGAUGGCGAUUUUGAGUAUGGCCAAGCUGAAGCGUAUGAAAACGAACCACUUGCAGAUGAAGAGUGGUUAGAAAACUAUAUUAGAGAGACAGAAGAAGAAAGACGCCAAACAGAAGAGCUCGAACGCAGAAUGCAAAAUGAAGUUCCUCUUGAUUCUUGGUGCAAUUGUGGUAACUGCCGUGUUCCUCUCUUGGUUAAUCCAAAAGAAUGUAGAUGCUGCCACGAAAUUGCCAAUUGCAUGAUUGAAAUGCAAGAUCAUAUGGUGGUAUCCGAAUUAGGAAGGCAGCCAAAAUGCAUAACAGAGCAUCCAGGAUUUGAUGCCAUUUGCCUCAAUCGAUGGGUAUUAAAUUUAGCUGCCAAUCUUUACCAAAGAGGAGAUGGAGUUAGAUAUCAUAAAGGAUUCUUGGAGCAAAGGUUUUUCGAGUUGUUGCAUAUAGACAAUUUACAAGAAUGGUACAUGGCAUUCUUCGAGACAAAAGAAUUCCACUUCCAGCUUGUGCUUACCAUGUUAUUCGAAAAACUUUUAAUUUAA